Molecule: messenger RNA, 1217 nt
Organism: Paramecium octaurelia
Lineage: Eukaryota; Ciliophora; Oligohymenophorea; Peniculida; Parameciidae
Source: the annotation of a GenBank genome assembly
AUGAUAAAUCAGCCGAACUCAAUUAUUGAAUUACCUUUCUAAGUUUCUACAAGUCAUAUCUUAGACUUAUUUAUUAGCUGCACGAAAAAGAAGUAAAGUUUUUAAAUUAUGAUAUUAGAUAAUAUCAAAUAUUGGAGAAGGAUUCAAAUUAGAUUAUAGCAAUUAAGGAAAAUGUAGCAGUGAUUAAGAAUACUGUAAAAAGGUUGGUUUGCAUGUAAGAAAACACUUUUGAGUAAAUUUGUUUGGUUAAAAUCUAAAUUGAUACAAAUUAAGUCAAAUGUGUCAGAGUAGUUUCCAUAAGAGGGAUCACUGGACAUUAUGAGGAAAAUUAAGAGUUGAUUAACUAUUUCUUAUCUAAGAUUGAUAAAUUACGCAAUAAGAAAACAUAAGAUCAAAACAUGAUGAAUGAAGCAUCUGAAUUUGUUGGAAUUGUGAAUGUUUCCGAAGAGAUGGAAAACCCUGCCAAUCAAAACCCGUAUUAUUUAGAAACAAGUGCUUAUUAUAUGUUUCACAAGUUGUUGUGUGCUUCAAAUUAUGGGCUUGGGAAAAAAGUAGCAGAAUAUAUUCAAAAAUUAUAAGGCAAUCUUUCUAAUGACUAAACUAACAUUAAAUAAAAUGUUCAAUAAUUGAAUGCAUUCAUUAAUCAAAUCGUUGAGACAUUAUUUCAAUCUUUCAAUUUCGGGAAACAAGAAACUACUUAAAUUAUGCCUUAUUGCAAGAUUUCAAUUGAAAAGUAUUUCUAUCUGAAGUUAUCUCAUUGCAUUUUGCCACAAUAUUAAAACAUGUUCAAAUAGCAGAAUGAAUUGUUCAGAUCUAAGAAGAUUGACAGGAACAACACAUAGACCAAAAGUGAUCUACACAAGGAUCUCUAGAUUCCAGAAUUCAAUGCUUAACAAUCAAUACGAAUUGCAGAAGCCUUAAAUGAAUUAGAUAAAAUUGAGUAUAUGAGUUAUCCAAGGGAAAAGUUGAGGUGCUUACAAUUGAUGAAUGCCAUCCUUAAAGGUUCUCUUCAUAAUAUUAUUGCAUAGCUAUUAACUCUGGUUUGAUUGAUUAAUUGGUGAAGUACUGUUUGGUUUUGAGUAAUGUAGAUCAUCCAUUCUCAGAAAUUUAAUUACUCAUAGAUUCAACAAGUUCACAAGAUAGGCAAUUCCUGAAUAAAAUUAAUGUAUUAAAUCAUUUAAUUGUAGCAUCAACUAGAAGAAAUAAUCAGUUCUUGA